Messenger RNA from Tribolium madens (black flour beetle), 2623 nucleotides. Its product is annotated as neprilysin-4-like. Gene Ontology annotation, molecular function: metalloendopeptidase activity. The coding region runs from base 97 to 2358 and encodes 753 amino acids. NCBI's taxonomy places the organism in Eukaryota, Metazoa, Arthropoda, Insecta, Coleoptera, Tenebrionidae. The transcript has 17 exons. The record is from RefSeq and is a predicted model, not a curated record. Gene Ontology annotation, cellular component: plasma membrane. Gene Ontology annotation, biological process: protein processing.
CACUGAUUCCAAUAAAAAUAAAGUGCUCCAAGAAGUGAACGUGAAUUUGAAUUAGCUCUCUCGCCUUUUUGUGUUCUCUGGUGAGGAAGUUAGUUAAUGAUUGUAAUGCAUAUAUCAGUUACAAAUCCUAGUGUUGGAAGCAAUGACAGCGACACAAUUGGGCCGGGAGACAGAUCGUUUCGAUUUCCACUUCUUAUUUUUUUAUGUGUCAAUUUACUACUGGUCCUUAUAGCGGCUAUUGUUCUAUUAAAGUCGCCAAUGUUACAAAACGAUAAACUCUGUCUUUCGGAGCAAUGCAUCAAUACAGCGUCGAAUAUCCUCCGUGCAAUGGAUCGGAGUGCGGACCCUUGCACAGAUUUUUAUCAAUAUUCAUGCGGCGGCUGGAUCACCACAAAUCCUGUUCCUGACUGGACCGCCACAUGGGAUAGACUAGCUUUGCUCCGGGAGUCUCUAAUGCAAAAUAUGAAACAACUACUUGAGCGAAGUGAUGAAAUUAAUAAUGGUAAUUUCUCCGAAAUAGAAGGAAUAAGAAAAGCGCGAGCCCUGUACAGAAUUUGCAUGGAUACAGUGACCCUUGAAUCCAAAGGGGUCGCCCCAAUUGAACAUAUCCUCGAAGUGGUAGGAUUAUCUUCAACUCCCUCUGAUAAUUACGCUAACGAGGAUUUUGAUUGGCUAUUCACAAUUGCGAGGACAAGACGUUUAUUAGGAAUAAGUCUCUUGCUAGGAAUGAACGUAGCCGAAGACGUGAGAAACUCAUCAGCUAAUAAAAUUGUGAUUGAGCAAGUCUCUCCCGGAUUCGGCGAGAGAUAUUUGCUGCAAGCAGAGAAGUUUUCAACAGAAAUAAAGAACUAUAAAAAGUACAUCACGCAGAUGCUUAGAGCGUAUACGAACUUUACAGAGGCUGAGUAUUUCGCUGAAGACAUUGUAAACUUCAGUACGCAAAUAGCAAAGAUUAUGACCCCUUCGGAAACCAGGCGAAGCCCUAAUCAUCUUUUUCAUGAAGUUAAUCUAAUUGAACUGGCGAAUGGGCCAGGAAUUGACAACGAGUCUUGGAGAUUUGUAAAUUGGACGCGAUACCUAAACAUUGUCUUCAACGACACAACCGUGUUGUUGAAUCCUCACAAGGACACGGCGAUUCUGCUCGAUUUACCCUAUUUGCAAAAAUUAUCAAAUUUAAUAAAAAACUCCGAUAAAGUUGUUUUGGAGAGGUUCCUGUGGUGGAGCGUAUUCUCAACAGUAGCCCCACUUACUUUAGCAAAGUUCCGAUCGUUGGGAUUUGAAUUUUCUCAACAAUUGUUGGGACUCCAGAGCAGAACUCCCAGAUGGAAAGGAUGUACCAGUAAUGUUAACGCCAAUUUUGGACUCGCGUUGAGUUAUCUCUACGUCAAGUCCCAUUUCGAUAAAAAUCAUCGCGACAAGGCUUUGGAAAUGCUCGAGGACAUAAGAAAAGCUUUCGAAGAUACAGUCCAUGAACUAGAUUGGAUGGAUACAACCACACGUGAAAAGACGCUGACUAAACUGCACGCAAUCAGGGCUUUUGUUGGGUACCCAGGAUGGAUUAUGAACGCGACACAACUUGACAAACAUUACAAACAAGCGCAUGUAAUCGAAGGCAAUCUUUUCGAGACUUACUUGAAUUUAACAAACGCGGCCGUUCGUAGAAACUUGGAAAGUAUCCGAAAAAAUCCUGAUCGCAAUCGAUGGGUGGCUUCCGCCACAACCGUAAAUGCAUUUUAUUCGGCGACGUUGAAUUCUGUUACAUUCCCAGCAGGUAUACUAAAGCCUCCUUUUUACGGCAACGGGAUCGAAGCUAUCGACUACGGUGCUAUUGGGGCUAUUAUGGGACAUGAAAUCACCCACGGAUUUGAUGAUCAAGGCCGAAGAUAUGAUGAACAUGGAAAUUUAAAACAGUGGUGGUCAGCUGCGACUCUCAACCAUUACCACCAAAAAGUACAAUGUAUUAUAAAUCAGUACAAUAAUUACACUAUGCCUGAUUUAGGAGAUGCGUUUCACGUGCAAGGAUACAACACGCAAGGAGAGAACAUCGCGGAUAAUGGGGGCCUUCGCGCAGCCUUUGAAGGUUACAAACGACGCGAAGCGGUUUCAAAUUCCAUGCAUCAACGGCUACCAGGACUUCCAGAUGUUACAACCGAUCAAUUGUUUUUCCUCGGCUUUGCACAGAUUUGGUGUGGGAAUUCCACUUUAGGGGCCCUUAAGAGCAAGCUAGUGGAUGGAGUGCACAGUCCGAAUCGUAUUCGGGUCCUCGGCACCCUUUCUAAUUCACGGGACUUUGCCAAAGCUUGGGGUUGUCCGUCAGGAACGCCGAUGAAUCCAGUAAAUAAAUGUGUACUUUGGUAAAUCACAAACCCUUUAAUUAUUACAUUGUUCACGUCAAUACAUGGCCCGAUCAAAAUCAGAUUUACUUCAUUUUCAUAAACCCGACGGAUUACGGGCUUUAAAAUUAUUUACAACCAGUAUUACUGAAUAAGAUGAUUUUAAUUGAUUUUGUUACUUUGUUUUACUUUUGUUUUUAUGUUUUAUAGAAUGCCAAAUUGUGAUAUAACUUGUAGGCUAGAUAGGGUUAAAAUAAUUGUAACUAUUUGAAAUAAACGUUACCACAAAA